Messenger RNA from Nicotiana tabacum (common tobacco), 1299 nucleotides. Its product is annotated as protein FMP32, mitochondrial-like. The record is from RefSeq and is a predicted model, not a curated record. Gene Ontology annotation, cellular component: mitochondrion. Lineage: Eukaryota; Viridiplantae; Streptophyta; Magnoliopsida; Solanales; Solanaceae.
AUAAACAAUCAACAAAAACAACGAAUUUCUUAACCAACAAAGGCAACCAUUCUUAGCUUGAAUCUCGCUUUUCUCUCAUUUUUCCUCAAUCAGUCCACAGCCACCAUUUUUAAAACUCCUCUUAAUUAAUUCAUCCCUCUCUUUUUCUUUGCUCUAGAGAAGAUUAAGAUAUAAAUACUUUUUUUUUUGCUCGGAAAAAGCAGCGAUUAAUUAAUGCGAGCAAAAUUUUGAAGAAAUUAAUUGAUGGCUGCUGCUGUUAAGCGAGUGAUUCCAUUAGGUGUUAAUUAUGGAAUUAGUUUAUCCAAAUUACGAGGAAAUUAUAAUGUGUCCAAUGUUCCUGCAGCUUCCUUACUUGUAAAUAGAUCCCAUUAUUGCGCCGAGGGUUAUAACGUCAAAUGUUACGGUUCGCUAUCGGCGAAAUCUUCUGCUCAUAGCAAGUUUGAUUGUAGGCAGAUGUCGCAGCUGGUUAAAGCUAAUGGCAAGCGUGCAUUUCUCGUUGAUACCUUAGCUUUGGUUAAGAGUUUAGAAGCACAAGGUGUACCUUCAAAGCAGGCAGAGGCAAUAACAUCUGCUAUCACCGAGGUUUUAAACGACAGCUUGGAAAAUAUUGCUUGUUCUUUUGUUUCACUAGCUGAAAUGCAGAAAUCUGACUUGGUUCAAGAAGCCAAUCUUUCCAAGUUCAAAUCCCAAAUACAAAGUUCUCAGGAAAAUCAUUUUUCUCUACUGCAACAUGAAACUGAAAAGCUUCGGAAUGACAUUGAAAAAGUGCGUAGCGAAUUGAGGUAUGAGAUUGAUAAGCUUACUGCUGGUCAACGUUUGGAUUUAAAUCUCGAAAGAGGAAGCAUCCGCGAUGAGCUUGCCAAGCAGAAUGCAGAAACCACCAACCUUACUAACAAGCUAGAUCGAGAAAUCCAUGCCCUGAGGGCGCAACUUGAAGCUGGAAAAUAUGAAGUCAUCAAAUAUUGUAUAGGUACACUUGUGUCCAUCUCAGCUGUUGGCCUUGCUGUGCUUCGUUUAUAUGCUUAAACAGAGGUUCCAGAAGACAUCUAUUGCCUCAAAAAAGGAAGAAAUACAGCUCUCGUUAUUUUUUGGGAGCUUCAGUAGAUGUCAUCCCAAUUGUUGAAUCAAUUGUAAUACUAGUAGAAAGGUCAACAACUUUGUACAAAUGAAUAUUCUUAUUGAAUUUGUUGUAUCUUAAUAGGAAUAGGUUUUUUUUUCUUUUGAAGAGACAUUGUAUUGGGGAAAAAAAGAAAGAUUUCUCCGUGACAGAGAACUAACUCCAACCUUUUUACUGGACAA